AUGGCCAGUUUACGGGCCGCUAUCGUUGCUCUUAGCAUAGUGCAAUGUUUGUGUUUAAAAACACGCCCAAGUAGCGACGAAAUACGUUUUGAUGGUGUCGAUUUUGUCUCGUUUAACUUGACGCAGAGGCGUCGAUUACAUGCUCUGGGGGAACACAAACUCAGCUUUGAAUUCAAAACCAUCCAUCCAAGUGGUAUGUUGGUUUACAUUGGUAGUGAAUUCGAAAAAGGAGACUUCCUGAUGGUUGAUUUAGUCCGUGGAAAGCUGAGGUAAGAAGCGAGCGUUUAAGAUUUGACGCAAGUAUAAGUGAACACCCUUCAAAUUGUCACGCGCCUAAAAUUUCCUUUAAUUCGGCAUAAGAAUUUACUGUGUUGUGCGAACCUUUCUGUUUCUACCAUCCAUUCUUGGGAGAACAAAAACAAAAAUUGCUCUGACAAGAUUAUUCAAACCAUUGAGCAUUCUUGCGACUAUUCUUUCAAAUUAAAAAGCAUAAAAUUUUCAACUUGCAACAUUAAAUUUCGCGUCGAAAAUAUUACUCCCACAUUGUCUGUUGUAGGCAGACAGCUGUCACUUUGGCGAGAAGUUACUAGUAAUACGACACAGAACUUUUCCCUCUCAUUAUUUUUUAGUGGUCGGACAAGCAAUCUAGGCUGCAUUUAGAUGGGCAUAAAUCUACCACAUAUUAAUAUUGCAAAAUACACUAAAAAGCCUUUUUGGCGACCGAAUGACUCUAGGUAAACUCACUAAUUUGCUUUUAAUUUCCGUAGAUUUGUAUUUGCAAAACAUAGUCAGCUUUUCUUCUUUGUUAUUAUUCUGUAACGAGAUAUAAAUCGAUACCUGAUAUGUAUUUGAAAACAUUUGUUUAAAGUUUUAAUUAGUGAUAACAUAUCUCCUAAAAGUGGUGAACAGUGUUUAAAUUGGAAUGCAUGUGAGAACUCACCAUUAAAAAGAAGCGAUUCUCGCUCGGAUUAAAUCAAAAUAGCUGUAAUUUGAAUCAACAUUUGUGGCACACCAGACCUUUUAGUUAUUCUAAGCUUUCAUUGUACAACACGACUCUCCCGACACAGCUGUACUGCGUUCAAAUAUUUCAGCCGUGUUCAGUGUAUCGAUUCGCGUUUGUCGAGUGUAAUCUGCAAACUUAAUUUUAUACGUAGUUGUAAAAGGCGAUAGAGCGAUACUAAUUUCCAAUUAAGGAAUGUGGUACAAAAGUAAGAACGCUUAAGAAUUUGGAUGUCACUUGUAACAAAGUUAAGUAAAGUCAAGGUCGACCUGAUUCAUGAGAUAGAUGUAACAACUUUAACCUAACGCCAUUUUGGCAGGAUGUAGAGAAAGCCUCAAUCUGUUGGAAAGAUUCGAAGGUUACCUUUCAAUCAAUUAUGCCUUUGUUUUGCUGACCUUAAAAGUCUUAUCAUAGCAUUGAGAAGUAAAAUUAAAUGGAUUAUGACCCUUGGUUGGGGUUCUUUUUAUGCGUGUAUGGGUCACCUAAGUUCAGAAAACGAUUGAGUGCAAAUUUGAGACUACUGAGAACAGAGGAUGAUCAUGAGUUAAUGGGCUGCAAAUGGUCAUCACAUGAAUUAAAAAUAUCAUUGAUUUAUGACCUCCCUCCAGUUCAAAUUCAUUCUUCAUCAUUCAAUGUUUAUAGAAAAGAGAUGAUUGCUAUUAGAGAUCAACUGACUUUGAGUGUGAUGGAAUGGAAUAUGAUAGAAUAAUAAAAUUUUUAAUCUAUAGAAAUAAAUACAAUUUAUGAUAGGUAAUAAGAGGUUCAAAAAUAGGUUCUUGUGCCAUAUGUUACAUCCCACCUUCAACCUGGAGCCUCAUAUCUCAUGUCACAAAGCAGUUCAAAUAAGAAAGUAACAGUGCAUGAAGGACUGCCUCUCUUAUUUGCCUCACCUGCUUAAACCUCAGGCUUUGUGAGGCUUUUUUGAUUUUGAUGGAGAUGCAAAAGAUGUGUCCUAUAAGCAAAAUUAAAACUUAUCAAGAAAUUUUGAUUGUCAUGUUUUCUCUUUUUCUCCACAGAAUCACUGUCAAUCUGGGUGAUGGCAUCCCCACUCAAAAUGGGCACCUGGUGCUUGAAGAAACUUUAGCAGAUGACCGCUGGCACAUCAUUCAACUGCGCUUGUUGGGCAAGGAGUUAAAAGUUAAGCACGAGGAGGAAACGCGCCUUAUCGUAUUGCAGAGUGAACACACUACUUUUGAUGUUGAAGGUUUUGUUUACGUGGGUGGUAUACCUCAACACACAUUGAAUGUCUUGACAGAUUACAGACCAUCACCAAAUUUAAGAGGGUGCCUUCGAAACGUGGUUUUUGACAGAUGGCAUGUUUUGUUAAGCCCCACGCCAGCGCGCAAAAACUACCGAGUUUACGGCUCACCUCAAAAUAAUUGCCUGCGUGAGCCAUUUGAAACUGUGAGCUUUCAGUCUCCAGAUUCUUUUCUAUACAUACCUUCGCAGGGCGAAGACAUCUUCCAUGUCCAAAUGCAGUUUCGCACUUAUAUCGCCAACGGCGUGUUAGCGUACAAAUUCGAAUCAGCAGUAAAAGUUAAUGUGCUCUUGCGUGACGGGAAAGUAGUUUUGGAUGUCUUGGUGGUUGGAGUGAGCCAACUGCCGCUGCUAAUCCAGGGAGAGAGUUUAGACGAUGGAGAGUGGCAUUAUCUUUUUGUGAUUGUCACCAACACAGAGGUGAAGAUGAAACUGGAUCAACUGGCGGAAUUGAGGCACGAAAAUCCAGCGUUGAGGAAAGUCUCAAAGUUUAAAAAUAAAGUCUUCAUAGGGAAUGGCUAUUUUAAGGAUAAGCCAAAUUUUGUCGGCUGCAUCCACGAUUUACAUGUGGAUAACAAGAAAAUCGAGCUAUGGGCAAUACCUUGGAGCCGUUACGCUUUCGGAAAGGUGUACAAUCGUUGCAACAUCUCAAGCCGUUGUUUCCCGAACCCGUGCGGACACGGUGGAAAGUGUAACGAUUUGCCGAAUGGUGAUUUCUCUUGCGAUUGCCUAAAGACAUUUCACCGUGGUCGACUCUGCGAAAUACCGAUAUACUUAAGGACCUGUCAGGAGUAUAAAGAUCUGGGCCUGGCCGAUGAUGCUUACUGUAAAGUGGACCCUGACGGUAGGGGACCAAUUAAACCCCUGGAGGUCCUUUGCAAUAUGACCGAUCAAGAAGAAGCGGUAAUGCUCGUCUAUCAUAGCAAAGUGGGACCUCAACCUGUUUUAAUGUCCAGGGUUGAUGACUAUCCAGAUUACUUUCACACUUUGGAAUAUUCAGAUCUUAAUGGAAUCAAAGCUUUGAUAGCUCAAAGCGAGAGAUGUCGUCAAUUGGUUAGUUUCAACUGUUUCGGUUCUAAACUUCUGCAAUCGCCAGUGGGUCCGGCUGUGGUGAGUUGGGCAGGAGGAGACUUAAGAUAUGUGACCGACUACUGGCCAGGUGCGCCUGCCGGGAGCAUGAAGUGUGCAUGCGGUGUAAACAGAACGUGCACGAAUCCAGGACUUGCUUGCAACUGUGACAUUGGAGACGAGAAAUGGAGAGAAGACGAAGGUAGGCCUCAGUAUGCAAGUUCUCCAUACCGUACUCUAUUUAUUUCCUAUGGCACUAGCAAGGAGAAUUUAUCUAACAAUCAAGAGGUUAUUGAGGUCAUCAUCAUUUCCUUUAUUCUCAAGACUUAAAUGUGUGACUCAGCGGUGAUACUGUUUCCAGAAAUUGGAUGCAGUUCGGUGUUAAGGGUUAAGCCGAUAUCUCUCUUGUUCCCCUGAAGGUCACCGGACAAAAACUAGACAGCUAAAUUGAACGACUCGCUCAAACUUAUUAGAACUAAGAAAAUUUUUUUUUAAUGCAUGUAAGCAUGAGCUACGGACCGAUUUCCUUAAACCACUUCCUAAUAUCGAUCAAUCUUGCCUCUUUUGAGGGUGAUAACCUCUGGCAGUAACGGGCCUGCUCGAGUGCGUUCGUAAAACUUAAGCUCAAUGAAGCUUAGAUUUAGAUAAGAAAGAGUUUGCAGCGUGUCUGUAAGAGAGGCCACUUUUUUAUUUGUUAUUUUUUAUUUUUUAAGAAAAUACCCACGAAGUAUUGAAAUUCUUCCUUUUUUCUCCGCUUAAGGCUACGUUACAAACCGCGCCAAGCUACCCGUAAUUUUUCUCACAUUUUCUAAGACUGCUGCACGAUCGUAUUUUAUGGUUGGGCCGCUGGAAUGCUCUGGAACACUGAAGAACGGUAGAAAAUUGUCCCAGCAGGCACAACGCGAUGCCUCACGCUUCCUGUAUUCUAUAUGUCGCCCUGUGAAUCCCACUUCUCCGGAACCUCGCCUUAGUUCAUCUACUUCAACGUACAUUGAGCACAAGAGUUGGAGUUGGCAAGUUCAAGAGGAGCCUUCUUUGCAUCCACCCACGGAAUUGUCCACAACGAGAAAACUAAGAAACAAAGUCAUCACCUCAAAACCAACCAUAGCACAUGAAGUAACUACCACUGUCUACCGUGUCUCUUCACCAUUCACUUUUGAUGAAAAGACGCAAACUACCCCAGAUGUAAUACUUAAGAAAGACAGGAAGAGUGAAACAACCGCCGGUGCUGCCAUGUCUCCUACAAUAGCUCGCCCUGUCUCGGUGUCUUCUGAAGUGUUCGGCUCUGCACUGCCGCCAUCAAACGUAUCCCAAUGUUGCAGUGAUUCCGAGGACGUUACAGUUCCCUUUGAUCAAGAUGCGUCCACUGGAGAGCGAGUCGCUGGUAGAAUAUCUUGGCAAGUAAUGGUGGCCUGGGUGCUUAUGAUCGUUGUAUUUGUCAUGUUUGUUCUUGGCAUUUUUAUUUUCAUGAAGCGCUCCAAUCGAAGAAUGGUGCCCAGCUGUGGGCUUUGGGGAGUCUGUAAACAGAAGAAGCUGCAAUCGUUUGCAGAAGAAGAGCACGGUUUUCCCGAGGUAAGACUGAGGUCGCGCUCUGGCGAGCUGAAUUUGCCUGAAGUUCGUCGCUCGAUCGAUGCCGGUAGUUAUAACGUGAGAACCGGCAUAAUUGCAUACGGGGAACCCUUCUAGUCGUAGAGGAGUACACCUUACAACACAAACAGGUAAGUAAUUUUCGUUAUGUUACUCCUUAUCAAUCUGUCAAAGGCAUCGAGGCAAUGGUAAUUAACUGGAAUUCGUUGUCCGAAUCUCCAGGGUGUGACCAGUCACAGUGGCUUGUUAAGUUGGACUGGUCCCAUAAUCACUUACAUUCGUUUCUUUCGACGACGGAGCUCAGAAUUCACCAUCUCUAUUCACUCACACAUCGCUUAUCGUGCCUCAGCAGGUAGGGUAACCUUGCCUGUUUCCAGAGCCUCCGUGUACUAGGCCAGCGGAAACUAUUUAGUCCAAUGUGUCAUUGCGUAGCUGUCACGAAAGACACCGGUGACGGGACAGCUGUUGCUACUCACAACUCGAUAAGAACGCCCCGUAAAAUUGUCUCGAUGUGGACUGUUCACCCGAAAUUAUAUAAAUCAUCGGCCUUAAUUUAUAUCGACUGGAAGGUGAAAACGAGACAAAAAUUUUAAUAAAUAGUACUCAUGAUCUGUCGUUUUCCUCCGUAGCAAUUUCUCCCCGUGCUUGGUUACCCGAGUAUUAACCCUACAAGACGUCCUGUUAAUUUCCAAUAACGAAUGCUGGCCAAACCGCUCAUGCGAAUGACACAUGCGAGUUUCAAUUUUUAUGGUAACCAGGAUUUAUUUUAGAACGCAACUUUGCGGUAUUUCCGCAAAUUGGAAAGAUAUGCCGCAUAAAAUUUACAUUGCCGCGUCAAAUGGGGCGCAAAAUAAAAUUAAAAAACAAACCUAAGGAAUAGUAUUAUUUUUUGGAAAUAAAAUAUUCGAAAACAUCACUGACAACAACACUGAUUUGACGGCCGUUCUAUAACCUCACUUUAACUUUUAUAGCCUCUUACUGCCUCAAUUGCCUUUCUCUUCCUGGUUUGAGUCAUUAUUUCACCACUCAAACAUCCGGGAUUCUGCAGUAAUCCGAGCACACGCUUUUUUAGUUGCCCGGAAAGCCCCCCUAGAAUUACUGAUAGGGGCCCAUUUGCUCCUCAUUGGCCAAUUUCUAGAAUAGACCUCGAGUAACCAUGUUUGAAAGGUUUUACUCGAAAUAUUACUGUGAUCGAAAUAUUAGUUUGUGUAGGUUGAACUAUUGUACUUCAUACAGUUUCGGAAGUGAAAUUUCCCCCCCACUAAUUCUUUAAUUUUUUUUUGUCGUUACAGUUGAUUGAUGUUGGGUUCACCUCAUCU
Messenger RNA from Pocillopora meandrina, 6231 nucleotides. Lineage: Eukaryota; Metazoa; Cnidaria; Anthozoa; Scleractinia; Pocilloporidae. The record is from the annotation of a GenBank genome assembly.